Messenger RNA from Porites evermanni, 1604 nucleotides. Lineage: Eukaryota; Metazoa; Cnidaria; Anthozoa; Scleractinia; Poritidae. The record is from the annotation of a GenBank genome assembly.
AUGGGUGUCAGUUGUGCUGUGCCAUCACCUUACCAACCAACCAUACCAGAAUCGACUGCUGGGCUAGGAGAAGGUUAAAGCGGCACCAGAGCCAUCAAGGAAUCGGAGACCCAAGAGGACAAGGAGAUUGAUUAAGAGACUAUGUUCUUAAUUUCCUUUGGGGAACAUGAACACUGAUUCUCUCUUCAGAACUAUGUACAGUUUGAAAAUUGAAGUUUCUGUUUGCAUAUUUUAGAAGAAGAGACUAUCGUUAGUACAGUUGACUUUAUUGUUAGUGGAGAUUUCUUUUUCAUGUAAAGGAGCAUUUUUGUGAGGAAAGGAGAGAUGUAAUGUAUUAGGCCGCUAAGUAUGCUGGGAUAGGAAAAACCAUGUGCUUUUGAUAGCGGCAGCCAUGUCACGUUUGCAAUGAAAUUGGUUGUGUUAAAUCUGAUUAUUUGGAUACUUUAUUACUGUUGGGAUCACUACACUUUCUAUCUGUACAAUUGUACGACUAAGAAGAAUAACAGCAAUAGCAAGGAACAUAUUGACAUGCAAAAAAACUGAUAACUUUACCUUUGUAUGUACGGUUGUUUAAACAGCAAAAUUAAGACAACUUGCAAAGCAGCAUUUAAAAUUAAAUCCUUAAUUCUAUUUCGUCACCACUGCCACAGGGUUCCCAUGAGAUUGCAGUACGCAUGCGCACGUUAGUGCUUUCACUUCGCGCCUUCAGGAAAGGAGCAAAAAUUUUUCUCGCGCAUUUAUCUACCAUUUCUACCUUUUUCACGUCAAAUUCACAGGAAUACUGUUUGGUGAACCUUAUCAACUUCUACACAAUGACAGAAGAUCGAACAGCAGAUGGUUCUCCUGGCCACAUGAGCUGACCCGAAGCUGAUGCAACACCAUUGACAGGACUCUUGCAAGAACUCCCAGCUUCAAUUGCACAGCUCACUCAAGCCUCACUAUCCCAGACGGAAGCCUUCAAGAACCUUGAAGAUCUCCUUUUAUUACCUGACCCACAAGAGGAACUUUCAGAUAAAGAGGAGCCAAACCACGACGCUGUUGACCAAACGGCCACCGUGAAUGCCUUGCUUGACACAAACAAAGGCGCCCAAGUGGCAAAGUCGGCCGAUGGACAAGAUCAACGCUCCAUGACAGAGCAGGAUAUUAUUGAUAGCCUGACUCAGGCUUUAAAAUCCAAACCAAAGAAAUCUCCACCCAUUGACGCCAAAAUUGCAUCUUUAGUCGAUGACAAUUUGACCGAAGAUUUGUCCGCCGACAUGGCAAGGGAGAAAGGAGAGAAGUAUGCUCCUCCUGAAAAUUGCAAACACCUUCAAGCUAUUACUAUUAAUGAGGAAAUUUGGGACCUCAUGUCUAGAAAGAACAAGUCGAUAGACUUAGCCUUCCAGAAGGUACAAGAGCCACUCGUUGAGGGCUUAUCGGCGCUUGCAAUUUUGUCAGACUGCCUAGAGAAAGACGUCCAGUCUUCCAAGACUACAAACACACGUGAAGUUUUAAACCAAGUUAUGGACGCAAUUGCCAUACUUGGGAAUGCCAAUUGGAGGCUAAACAUGAAAAGGCGAGAGAUUAUUAAGCCUGAAUUAAACCCGCCUUACACAAGGCUUUGA